Cordyceps militaris CM01 is the source of this 5736-nucleotide messenger RNA. RefSeq lists its product as uncharacterized. NCBI's taxonomy places the organism in Eukaryota, Fungi, Ascomycota, Sordariomycetes, Hypocreales, Cordycipitaceae. The coding region runs from base 1 to 5736 and encodes 1911 amino acids. The transcript has 3 exons. The record is from RefSeq and is a predicted model, not a curated record.
AUGGCUGUCCCUGGCGGCACACAAGCCUCCAUUGCUACCUUUGCAUUUGGCUUCGUCGCUUUGGCGUCUUCCGGCGCCGCAUGGUUCUUCACCUUUGGCAGCCGCCGCCUCAGAGACAAUACGCCCCUUUCAAAUGGGCUGAGGCUGGUCCUCGUAACAUUUCUUCUCUCUGCAGCGUUCUGGAGCAUCAUCGAUUUCGCCGCCACCUUAACCAGCGGCGAUGCGAAUCCCGCCUGUCAAAUCCUCGUGGCCAUUGCCGCCGCCUUCGAUCAGCUCGCUCGUCUCGCCUUUGAGCAGUUUCUACUCUGGCGAAUCAAGCUCAAGAAGCGCUCCACCGCCCUUUUUAUCCUGCAGGUUCUAAUAUUUGUCCGCUUCGUCAUGGGUGGUGUUUUGGUCGCUGUCCAGCGUCCGCAAGCCUACCCCGUCUGCAUCGCCAAGAAUAUAUUGGUUCCCCUCGGCAUUGCGACGCUCGUGACCGACGCACUGAUAGUCUGCAUACUAUUUGUGGUUAUUUGGAUGACUAGAGCAUCGAUACCACCACCAAGUGCAAACAAUACCGGCUUUGCGCCAGCCAAGAUUAUUACCUUCUUGACCUCCGGCUUUGCGGCGUGGUUAGCUGUAAGCCUGCUACUUCCACCUCUCUCGCUAAAGCUAACAUCCAUCAAGACAAGUAUCCCGCUGAUAUUCGGCCUUGAAAUGUUUCCUUUCGUCACUCGAACCGUUGUUCCAUCGAUUGGCCUUCUUCUUCUACUAGGCCUCGUUGUACUAUUCAAUAGAGACGUACUCUAUACGCAAUCCGACCUCCAGCCUCCAUCAAGCGCCGACACGUCCAAAGCUCUGCCUAGUCGACCUUCUAGAAGCCGCGACAGCGAUUCGUCUCCAGAAAUCUUUGAAAGACCUUGGGGUGCAGGUAGCCAGCGGCUUCACAUUGCUCAAGUACAGAGACCUGGCUCCAGGCCUGCUCCAAUGCCCAAACCAGGCUCCCGAGGAAUUGACACGGCCUUACCAAUCAUUAAUCGGCCGGCUCCCGGCCAAACGCAACGAGGGGUCGGUGGCGUUCCCGUUCAAGGGCAGCUAUUUCCACCUGUCCGCGAGACCACAGAUCCGAUUGUGCUCCAGAACCCUCCAAAGAAGCGAUCCAACGGCAAAUUAGCAAUUUCCAACCCUGUCAUUCGAGAAAGCAGCGCUAUCAAGAUCCUGGACAGGAUCCCGACCGUAGAACUGGCCAUGGCUGCAAAAAACGACCAGGAAAGAAGAGCUGCCUCUAGAGCUAUGACAGUUGACGGAGUCGGCCGGAACCAGACUCCGACACUGAAUCCUCAGCGAUCCAGCUUUAAACGGAAGGAAGUUGCCUCUGCUAAUAAUGUACCAGCCAUGUCAUCCGAGCGCUCCUUGCUAUCUCCCGAGGCUGCGACAACAGCUACACAGAUCUCACCUUCCGUAGACGAGUUUCGUCGCCGAUCUCCACGCACGACACUCAACAUAUCCGAAACGCUUCUAUCACCACCAGCGCGAUCUCCGAGGAGACCUUUAAAUCAGGCGUUGAAUCGGUCAGACGCAGGAGCGCCCGCCAUACCGCCCCAAAGCCCACUGAGAAAGAAUGGAUCUGCAAGUUCCGUCCUUCGCGGUAAUUCUGGCAUAUUCAUCGAUCCGAGCACGCCUCCUGCGAUUCCGACGCCCCUACGGCAAGAAAAUACCACCUGGCCAAAGUCCGGUUCGCCCGAAAGCCCGCUUGUCCCUAGGGUCGAGCCACUGCCGAUGCCAUUUCCUACUCCGCGACCUACUACCGCGCCAUCCUACGAAAGCCCAGCUGCCGCUGCCGCUCGUGCAUCUAUCCUCACUCGCAGUGGUCCUGGGUCUGUAAGGAGGGAUAUUCGGCCUUCUAGGCAACGCCCAAAAUCGCGUAAUGCCGACGACGGGCAAGAACCCGUGCCCGCCAAAACUCCCGUGCAAAUGAGGACAGCCAAUGGAAUUCCUCUGAAUCCAAGGGCACAGCCGGCCAAUGAAUUCACGAAUGGGACAAGAGAGCGUGGCAAAACCCUUAUGUUUUCCCACACGUUGGAUUUCGACAGAUCUGGAGAGCCCGUUUCACGCCAAAUAUUUGCUCUCGCCUUGGCCAACUCUUCUCCUUCUGCAGACUCGAUCGUCCAUCGCCCAAGGCCGAUCCCUCGCAAGCGGUCCAUCUACAAGGCCGAAUUUACUAUCAAACUCUCACCUGGCGUGUAUCGGCAUCGCCUGUCGCGGUCAGGCGGCUCUGUCGAGUUGCAGAGAGAAAGCAUGGAGUCGGAAGGGGAUACCAUCUCGCGUAUUCCUUCUUUCCCAGAGCCGCCCAAAAGUGCCGGUGCCGUUUUAGCACUGGCAAAGUAUCGGAAAACUUCUGACAGUGCAAGCAAGGAGGCAGAGACUCCAGGCAGCAUUGAUGACUCUAAUAGUGCCCGGGCUAGCAUUUUCGCUGACCCGGCCCCAUCCAAUGUUGCAAGCAUAGACCCCAAAACGACACUGUCAGAAUCUACGGAAUUCGGUAGUAGAGCCAGCUUGGAACCCGAUUCUGCUUAUGGAUACAAUGUCAAUAUCCGGCGACAGUCUUCUCCGGUGCUUCCAGCCGAAGAGAUGCAACACGUUUCCAUGGCGAACCCCGUGCCACAAUUAGAGCAAAACGCGCUAGUGUCGGGGCCAAGCAGUGCACGGUCAGGCACAAGUACACUUUUACAGCACGACGGCGAUAACGAAACUGGUCCCUUGAUUCUAGACGCAGAGCCAGAGAGUUCAUCUACAGGCCCGAAUGCACAAAGAGACUCUUUUCUACAGCAACCCGGAUGGCAUCGUCGCGUGGGCGAUGAGUGUCCAACAUUUUCAGAUCGCAAAAAUAGCGAAAGCUCGUCCAGGCGUGUGCUGGCACCUACUCCUCUUGUGCUCGGCAGAUCUCGCAGGACGACCAGGAUUGCAGAGACCCCAGAGCCACCCCUGGAGUCUCCCCAGCAUGCACUCGACAUAAUACAGCAGCAGCUGAAGGACCUGGAUGAGGCUGACUCAGAAAGCGGCGUGCAAGAUAAGCAGCGUCGCAGGCUUCUGGAAAAUCUCGAAGCAGAGAUGGGUGCUCAAGAAACACAUUGGCAAGACAUUCGUCGUAAUCUAGCAGACCGGUCGCCCUCAUCUACCAGAUCUUCCCUGCUGCUGCCAAGCGGCGGAGAUUUGCAUCUCACUUCACCCCGGCCAUCUCCAACAUUGGAGUCGCCUGAUCUUGGUUCACCAGUAAUAGGCAGGGGUGCGGACCCUACUAGCGCCCGGCAAAACCACACCAAACCCCCCCCGGCUGACGAGAUAUCCGACCCUGCACCUGGCGAGCUUACUCGUCGGAGCAACUCUGGUUUCACCGACCAAGGCUCGGUCCAGGCCAUAGGCGAAGUAGAAAACCGAGCCAGAUUCGGCAAGUCAGCGUCACGCAAUAAUAAAGACGGUCUGGAACCCACGACUCUGACAAACGAGAUAUCUGCCCCCCGCCAACUUAUGAAUCACCGAACGGCCCCAGAGACAAACAAGAGGGAAGAAAAAUCCGGACAAGACGAAGAAGUUGACUCUGCAUCAGCCAGGAAUAAUAAUUUCAGCGCCUGGACCGCACCCGUCCAGUUUGCGCCGGUUGACAAAACUCCACUUCCGGUAUCGCACUGGAGCAUCGACUCUGAUACUACCGCUUUAGCCUCUGAAGUUUUGCAGCGGGCACAAAGCGUUGCGCAGGAGCCUGACAGCCUGGUCAGAACAGCUGGAGGCACUUUUCCUUUGACUUGGAACACGCAGGUAACACAAGCUCCACAAAGGAUUGAUAAAGUAAUCCUGUCGCCUACGUCCUCCCUGUCACCCAACUCACUGCCCCGGGAAAGCCUGGUUUCACCUCCAGCUUCGGAGCAAAGCCAAAGUCCGCGCCGCCCAGUCACGCAAAAGCCGCCUCGGCGAAGUAAAAGGAUCACGCUGCUCCCCGACAUUCCUGAAAGCCCGCAACCUGUCAGCAACAAGCGCGACACUCUUGGAUUCUUUCAAUUUCCUUGGGGAGAAACAUCAGAUAUCGCGACACUCCAGCCUCAACUCUCCGCGUUUUCGAUUCCACUUCCUGGAGUGACUCUAAACGGAUUUCCUCUAGCCCAGCCAUAUCUGUCUGCCCAAGGACCUGUCUUGCCCUCGCAAGUCUACCCCGUCUCCUUCUUUGAUCACUACUCCGACGACGAGCUUCCUGCCGUCGACAGUGACGAAGACUACUCUGACAACGAAGACUACGAGCCCUUUGACGAGACCACCCUGCAGGAUAUCGCCGACAUGUUGCAGUCCAAGGAAGUUCCCUCUCGCGACAGUCUCUUUCCAGAUUCUGAGGAAUACCGGCCACCUUCGCGCGCCGGAUUCAUUUCUACCGACGAGACGACAAUCUUCGCCGUCCGACAGCUCCCCACUCCUGUCUUGGAAGAGUCAACUCUCGGAAGCAAGGACAAGGAACUCCCACCUCUACCACUCCCCGACAGCUCCGUCUGGAAAAUCAACACCAUGUACACCACCGUCACCAGAAGCGCCGGCCUCGCCCAGCCUGAUGCGAAGACGUGGAGGCGGUACCUCGGCAAACAAGCUGAAACAGGGCGCGCGGCGCCUCGCAAGUCGGAGCCCGCCAGCAUCACCAGCUCGUCUCUCUGGUCUCCCGUGCCCACAACGGCAGACGCUGUUGCUCAAAGCUCGCCCUCUGGCCUCUGGCGGUCUCCCAAGGACGUACCCUCAACUCCCGCUUCGACCACCCCCUCGACCCCUUUUCUCAAUUCUCCUACCACCACAGAGUCCAGCAUGAGCCCAAAGGUUGCCCCGGUCAAGACUACUACCCAGUCAUACGGACUCUGGACACCUCCUGCGCCGGUACCCCGCGUGCUCCUUGGCCUACCGCAGGACGCACGCGAAUGGAGCCGUUACACAGCCAAGAAGAUUCAGUCUUCGCGGCCCAAGCCCAGGCCCUCAGUGUCCGAUGUCAUUCACAGCACCGCUCUUUGGACCAACCCCAGCCCUGCGGCAGUCGCCCCCGCUCCCGUUCCCGCCCCCAAACAAGCGCCAGCAUCCCAGCUGCUCUGGUGCAAGCCGGCCACAGCCCCCACCGAGCAGACCGAGGGCCUCUGGAGCGCCUCGCACGUCCGCCGGCGAUACAAGACGACCGAGCAGCUCCCUGCCGCCCUUCACACGGCCCGCAAGCUGCGCAUCGACCGCCGGCCGCUGGCAGUGCUACGCUCCGCCUCGCUGUGGUCGACGACGACCCAGACGCCCAUGCGCCAGGUGCCCGACUGGCUGGCGCUCUCCACCACGAUGCGUCCCGUCUCGCCUGACAGCGGCGCGUCCACCCUCUCGGACCAGGACUCUGCUUCGGCCUUUGACUCGGUCUCGCUGCGCUCCGAGGCGACGGCCGCUAGCUCUGUCGCUGCUGCCAAGCUGCCGGCGCACCGCAAGACGGCCUCGAAGCAGGCCGCGCAGGACGAGCUCGACGCCGCCUUUCGCGACGUCAUGCAGGCCAAGCUCGUGGUCCCCGAGGCCGUCCCUGAGGAAGAGUCGCAGCCGCAGCAGCCCGAGGAGAAGGAGGAGCUCUAUUUUGACGUCAGUCGCCUGCAUCCCGUCUUUGCCGUCGACGUGCUUCACGUCACUUCGGACAAUGUGCACCCUGCCGCGACGGGCUACUUGCAUAGCAUCAUUAACGGAGCGCCCAAGCCCCGCCGUCGCUAA